This is a messenger RNA of Lindgomyces ingoldianus, 5321 nucleotides long. RefSeq lists its product as uncharacterized. Gene Ontology annotation, cellular component: HOPS complex; late endosome. The record is from RefSeq and is a predicted model, not a curated record. Bases 287 to 5137 code for a protein of 1616 amino acids. Gene Ontology annotation, molecular function: protein binding. Lineage: Eukaryota; Fungi; Ascomycota; Dothideomycetes; Pleosporales; Lindgomycetaceae. The transcript has 3 exons. Gene Ontology annotation, biological process: protein targeting to vacuole; endosomal vesicle fusion.
CCGUGAUACCGCUCCAGUCUUUCCUAUACCCCUCCGGACUGUUCCUGGCAAGCUCAAGCAGCUAGAAAGUCCCCCUACCGGCGCCCAGAACCUCCACUCUUGGCAGAUCCCCCUAGGCUCCACCAUUUGCACCACCAUCACCUGCGGACCCCCCUACGAUCCUCACCAAUUGGCCCGAGGGGAUAGAGGAAUGAUUUGAGGGGACUAUACUAUAUUACCUCGGUUCCAUUCCGGACAUCCCUUCUAUAUGCGCGCGUGAAGCGAUGCUUUGCGAGUCACGAGCCUCAUGAGCUCAGAUUCGGGAGAGAGCCAUGUCAGCGCUGGCAAUGAUAAUGGAGAGGACUCGGGCGCUGGCGAUACCAUUCCAGGCUCUCCUGUAGAGUUAGAGAGCACAGAGGAACACAGUAUCUCGACCAGCCAUGACAUAGACGAGGAGGAACACCCGGCGCAAGAGCUUCAGAGCGGGGUCAAUGGCAUGUCUUUCGCAAGACGUGGGAUGGCUCGGCAAGACGAAGAUGAGGAAGCGUCGGUAUCAGAGCUUCCCAUGCGGUCCCUAACGCGGAGACCAGGCAGUCUGGAAUCAACAUCUACGCCAGAUGACACUCCGUCGAUUCAGGGGUCUGGAAUCUCUUCUCCUGGAAGCAGUGUACCGGCAUCAUAUGGAUCUCUACACAGAUCCCACAGGCCCACCUCUUUGCAGCCUUUCGAGCGACGCUUCUCCUCUCGACUUUCUCCUUCCCCACUAGGCUCUCCCCGCGUCACCUCCUCUCCCGCAUUCUUGUCGCCUAAGUCACGGCAGUCCUCAGUGUCCAGUAAUUUACUAAUAUUCCAGCAACAAGACGAAUCAGACACUCCGCAAGCGCCAUGGGAUGUUGUACGAUGGACCAAGCUGAAAAAGAUAACCGGGCAGGUCUUCUCGGAGGUUGGGAAACGAAAUUUUGGACGAGCUACAUGUCUCAGUGUUGCCGCUUCUCUCGUCGUUGGCACUUCCAAGGGCUUUGUUCUGGUUUUUGACUACCAACAAGUGCUGAAGGCUAUCAUUGGCCCCGGAACGAAGGCGGUGGAAUGUGGUCCAGUGACGGCCUUGGCUAUUUCCGCGGAUCAUUCAACUGUCGCUGGAGGCCAUGCGACUGGACAUAUCUUCACAUGGGAACUCUCAAGACCGGCGAAACCGUUCCUUCACAUACUUCCUCUAGAGCGAGCUCAAUUGGACGACCGGCGUACAGAUGGCCAUGUAUCAGGCGUUGGGAUUCUUCAUAUCGGAUUUCUUGGCACUCGCCAUACUGCACUUGUGUCUGCUGAUGAUGGCGGAAUGGCUUUUUCGCAUCUUGCAACUAGAGGCCUUGGGGCUAUUGCGCGAACCGUAAAGACUACUCGAAUAUUAGGGAGAUACCCACUGUCAACGAAGUCGAUGGAACGCCCGCGGAAACCAAGCUCAGUACUCGCAUUUGCCCCUUUACCUCUUGGAAAUGUGGAACAGCCGACGGACGACAUGGGCCUCACAGCGCUCUUGACCCCAUAUCUGUUGGUGAUAGUAUCAACCACCCCCCUUGCCCAGACGCAACACAAAGCGUCGAGACCGAAAGAAAUUGCCCCGCAUAGCACGCUAAGCGGAUGUCUCGCUUGGUUUCCCGCUGUAAAGCUAAAGAAUUCCUCUAGAGACCCUAGUAAAGCUGUUUCGAAGACGAAAUUGGUAUACUGCUGGUCGAACAUUUUGACUAUUCUGGACGUCGAUUGCAUCACAUCACCCCCAACGGAAAAAGAGAAGCCAACCGAACUCAGAUUUAGACCUCGGAGUCGUUGGAGAAGCGAAGAAGCCAUCGUUGCGGUACAAUGGCUAAGCCGAUCGGUUCUUGGUGUUCUCACGAUCAGUCAGCGCUUAGUCAUCUUGGAAGACAACUCGCUUCGAAUGACAGACACCUUCGACCUCUUACAUAAGCACAUAUAUCAUUCAGACCUCUUUUCGCAACAACUACGGCCUGUUGUAGAGCAACUUAACGAAGAGGAUACUUCGAUGCAUGGAGUUGUGGCAGAUGCAUUCUACAUGAGCUUUCGAGCUUAUAAAGGACGGCUGUUUCUUCUUGGCUUUAACGAUGUCUCGAUUGGCACGUUGUCCAAUUGGGCAGAUCGAUUGCUGGCACUCAUGGAGGACGGCGAUUUUAUAGCAGCCAUUGGACUCGCGACAUCGUACUAUAUCGGAAAUGCAGACAAGCUGACGGUUGGGCUACCUGAUGAUGACCAAACAAGGCACGCCCUUGUUCAAGAAAAGUUGCUGGAAAUGAUAUCUGCUUCGUUGAAGUACACGUUCUCACGAGGCGAUGGCAUUGUCGAUGGCGAGACGAAAGAGAAGCGACUGACGGAUCUUGCUACGGUAUGCUUUACCGGCUGCAUGAGCAUGAAUGAUCUGGAUUUCUUGUUCGAAGAUGUAUACGACGCAUAUGAGGAAGGUUCUGCAGAGAGGUUUUUCUUCGAAACUCUGGAGCCGUACAUCUUGGAUGAAGAGAUCUCCGCUGUUCCGUCUAAGGUGCUUAAGGAUCUGAUAACCUUCUAUGCGUCGUCUGGCCGCGCUAGUAGGCUUGAAGAGAUGCUCUGCCGCUUGAACACAGAGACAAUGGACAUCAAUCAAGUCACGACACUAUGCCAGCAGUACAAUUUGUACGACGCUCUAAUCUAUGUCUGGACGAGAGCCAUUGGCGACUUCAUCACACCACUGAUUAACAUCAUGACACUCAUCAAACUCAUCGACUUCGACGAAGGCGAGGACGAGACGCAGAACGUCUACAUGGCCUCGACAAUGAAGAUUUUUCCGUACCUAGCGUAUACUUUCACCGGCCGAGUAUACCCUGGGGGCGCCUUUUUAGAUGAUGCGCAGGCCCAUAGUGCUAAGAAAGAUAUGUACAGGUUCUUGUUCUCGGGGAAGAAUCUCGCAUGGCCUCCAGGCUCCGGUGACGUCUUCUUAACGCGGACAGACAGAGGGCCAGAACCGGAUUUUCCCUACCUUCACCUCAUCCUCGAAUUCGACACAGGAAGCUUUAUGAGCAUGCUCAAUGAGGCAUUUGAAGACGGCUUUUUGAAUGGGGAACAAGAUUUUGUAAAUGGCCACAAUGUCAACGGGGCGCAACUUGCUUCUGCCCUGACGCCCACCCGACAAUACAUCACUAACAUCCUCCUCGGCAUCAUGACGGCGGAAAAUUUCGAUCCAGAAGAUAUCAUAUACUUCUACAUGUUCAUCGCCCGGAACGUGCCAAAGUAUCCCGCUCACAUCAUUCUUCCUGGAACCUCUCUUCAUCAGAUUCUCAUUGGCCUUUGCAACUAUCCCACAGAAGUCGUCAGAGAUGAUUGUCAGCUUUCGGUUGAAUAUCUGCUCUCUGUGUAUCAUCCACCAAAUCUACAGAGCCUUGUACCGCUCUUUGAGAAGGCCGGAUUUCAUCGCGUGCUCAAAUCGGUGUAUCGAGGCUCGCAGCAAUAUGCAAAACUCAUUGAGGCCUACCUCAAUGAUGGUGAAGACCAGGGGCAGGUCUUUGAUUGCAUACGCGAUUGUUUACGACCUAGUCGAGGUCUAGUCAAGAAACAGGUACAUGAUGUCAAAGGGGUCAUAGUCAGCCGUGCAAGAGACCUAGUUGCUGUUGAUCCUACUCGAGCCGCGCAGACUUUGAAGCAGUACACUUCCGACCUUUUACGAUCAGUUUUGAGUUCACUGGAGGAUGAAUCGGAUGCUCAAUAUCAAUUCCUCAAGUCACUGAUCGAACCCGAUGUACAGCGUCCCGAAGAAGCGCAACCCCAACCCGAGGAUCUUCCGUCAGGGUUCACGGAACGUUACGUCCAGUUGAUGUGCAAGUACAACAGCACUCAUGUCGCAGACUUUGUCAGCCUUCUUAAAUCGGGAGACCUCAUGCUAGAUCCUGUCCUUCCCGCUCUAGAGAAGAGCGGUGUUAUUGACGCAGCCGUUGUUCUCAUGGCUCGCGAUGGCCUUGUCAAAGACGCAAUGGACCGCCUUGUGAAGCAUCUUGGUACUCUCGAGACUGCUCUUACUGGGUUGGUGAGCGCUGCCGCAGAUACCCCGGAUGCAGCAAAUACAGAAGAGGCGGUUCAGGAUCUUCUUAACGACAUCCAGAAAUAUGUGAAGGUUGGCAUAUGGCUUUCUCAAGGGCAGACGAGGUUGAUGGGGUCUCCAGUGGAGUCAAUGAUUGAUCGAAGGAAAUCGGCAUAUGGCGAAGUUAAAGAGCAGGAUCUUGCCCUUGAUGAAUUGCUCUGGUUGGAUUUGGUCGAUACAGUUGUUCGCUUGACAAAGGCCGUCUCAUCUGCGGUCUCGGAGCUAGAAGGCAUCUUUGAUGCUAUAAAUACUGAUCAGCCGAAGCCAAUCGACACAGUGAAGAUUAGAACGACACUUCGCUCAGCCGUCCAACAAACCUUCUCCGCACUCCUCGCCUCCACCACCGUACCGCCGAUGCCCUCACCAUCAACCUCCCAAAGUGCCACAUCAUCUACAACUCGCCCUCAACUCCACCACAGGAAAAUCCAACCUCAAACAAACACCUCCUUCCUCCGCAUUCUCCGCAGUUUCCUUCUCCGCGCAUCUUCUUCUUCCCCCUCGCUCUCAGAUCUCCGUUCUGUAUUGCAGGAAAUCUUCUCAGCCUAUACCUUCGAAGAAACGAUUCUCAGUCUCGCAAACCGCUUCCUCGAUAAAGAAGGCUUUGCCCAAGUCCAAGAGAUCACCGAACUCCGCCAACGUGGCUGGAGACCCCGCGGUCAAGUCUGUGAGGGCUGUAGAAAAAGAGCUUGGGGUCCUGGCGUUGGUGGCGGGGUGUGGGAUGCUUGGGAACGUAAGGGGAGGGUGGAUGCGGCUGAGAGAGCUAGUAAGCGGGCAGCGGAGGAGAGUGGGAAUGGGAAUGGGAAUGGGAAGGGGAAGGGGAAAGGGAAGAGUGCGGAUGUGGAUGGUGAUGGGCAUGGAGAGGAAGAGGAUGUGGCAGGAGAGAUUGGCAAAGGCCCGUUGGUUGUAUUUGCUUGUCGGCAUAUGUGGCAUCGGAGCUGUUUGGAGAAAGCUGUGGCGAUUGGGGAGAGAGUGGGGGAAGGGCAGGAGAGGAGUGAGCUUGUGGGAUUGGGGGGAAAGAGGCUCAGGUGUCCUGUUUGUGUAUAGUUUAGUGUGAGUUUGUAGCGUUCGAUCAUCAUGGAAACUUGUUCUCUCCUUUCUCUUCUUUCUUUGUAUGAGCAGAAUGGGUGUCGGCAAUUGAUGAUGGUUUGUUGUAAGAGCUUGAUGAUUAUCUGAAGGCAAGCAUUUUCAUGGCUGGUGGCUUAAAGGAAGUAUUUAUACAGUCUCAGCG